CGUCCGCUACGCACGCGCCCGUGUUCAGUGCUCAGUGUUAGUGACAUGGUUCUGUGUGUUGAUCGGAUUCCGUUACUGUGCCAUUGAAAUCGGCGUGUUGCAGGCAGUGCAAGUGCGGUGAUGCGCCGGGAGCGCCCGCGUUCGACACAUGCAUGCCGCCCGCGCACCCGGUGUGGUUGUGAUGUCAUGGUGGUGGGCGCUGGCGCUGCUUGCGCUGGGAGUCGCCCGCGCCGCGCCGCGUGCCGGCUCCGGUGAGCUAUUUUACAGUUAUCAAAUGUCGCGCAAGUCGUGCUCGGUGGGCGGUGCGAGGGGCGCAUGCAUGUGGGUGCAGGAGUGCAACCGAGUGGGCGGAAUUCACGCCGGGGUUUGCGUGGACGGCUUUAUGUUCGGCUCAUGCUGCCGACUGCCGGACCGGCCCGUUGUCGAAGAAACACCGGCUCCAGUAACGAUUACGGAGCGGCCCUAUACAGCUCCAACAAGUACCACCUCCAGCACAACACAAGCACCAGUCGAGCCUUCGACGACGACCGCCAGACCAACCAUCCAGACCGACGUGCGACCGUCGUUCAUGACCAAGCCCAUAGAUGGCGCUCCUACAUACAGCUAUCGCCCUCCAGAAAUAAACCUACCCUCAGCAGGCAGUUUCGAAACAAACAGCGGACAUAAUAGUGAUAAUAUAGUUAAUAAAAUAACAUAUAACAGUGUAAAUAAGUACCAAAAUGCACACAGGCCGAGCGGUGAUGUGGAAACUAGUCCCCACAACAAAAUUUCGUCUAGUCUUAGCAUAAUGCAGGGGGCGCGACCUAUGGCCGUGUCGGAGCAACACGCGGAGAACAGUAUUCCUUCAGCACACAUGAUGUCACGGCCGAGUAACAUGAACACAAUCCACUGGCAGGCAACGACCGAGCCCUCCUUUAUAACAAAACCGAGACCGAACUGGGAGAAACCGGCGGGGAAACCUAAACCGACUAAGAAAUUCACCACCACUACAAGCAAACCUCACAAAAACUACUUGAAGCCAAAGGAUCCAGCUAUGAAUAUGAUCAAUAAAACUGACGAUUCAACUUCUGCGCCUACACAAACGACGGCUGCGACGAAUAAUGUUGAAUGUGGUAUGACAGCAAUGUGGCCCCGACCCGAGACCCGUAUCAUGGGCGGAAAGGACUCCAGCUUCGGGCGAUGGCCGUGGCAAGUGUCUGUUCGCCGCAACUCUUUCUUCGGCUUCUCCUCAACGCACAGAUGUGGAGGCGCCAUCAUCAACGAGGGCUGGAUCGCCACUGCUGGGCAUUGCGUUGAUGAUCUCCUAACCUCACAAAUAAGGAUACGUGUGGGAGAGUACGACUUUUCUUCCGUAUCAGAACAAUAUCCCUACGUGGAACGAGGAGUGGCCAGGAAAGCUGUUCAUCCGAAGUAUAACUUCUACACGUAUGAAUACGAUCUGGCUUUGGUGAAACUGGAUUCGCCUAUGCAGUUUGCGCCUCAUAUAUCACCGAUAUGUUUGCCGGCGUCCGAUGAUUUACUGGUCGGUGAAAAUGCCACAGUGACGGGUUGGGGUAGACUGUCUGAAGGUGGAGUUCUACCGUCUGUUUUACAAGAGGUCCAAGUGCCAAUAGUGUCGAACGAGCGCUGUAAAUCGAUGUUCCUCCGAGCGGGCAGACACGAGUUCAUACCAGAAAUAUUCCUCUGUGCCGGUCACGAGAGGGGAGGACAUGAUUCUUGCCAGGGAGAUUCGGGAGGUCCAUUGACGGUCAAAGGGAAAGAUCAAAGAUAUUUCUUGGCAGGUAUAAUAAGUUGGGGAAUCGGAUGUGGCGAGGCGAACUUGCCCGGAGUUUGUACAAGAAUAUCCAAGUUUGUGCCUUGGAUAUUGCAAACUGUGAACUCUUAAAUCAACAAUUCCGUUAAUGUCUGUCAAUAUUGACCAAUGAACUUAUAAAGUGACAGUGAUGAAUACACACCAGACAUUUAUGUAGUGAAUAUAUGAUUUAGAAAGAGGAAAAAACCAGUAGCAGACAAAGUGAUUUAAAUCAUACAAUUGAUAUGAAGCAGGGAGAAUUAGCUUAGUUAACUCAGUUGAAUUGUAACUAUAUGAUUGGAAAUUUGACUCAAAACGUAUUUCAAUAUUCAAAAUAUUUUAAAAUUGGUGGCAAAACAAUUAGUUUGCUGCAAUUCUUUUUUUGAUGCCACAGCAGUUGGUACCUAUUUAUUUACUUCUGAUUUAGCAAUUUUUUUUAAAUUGUUGUAUGUAAAUAAUAAUGUAUUCGUAUACAAACAACAUCGAAUGUAACACCAAAAUAAAUCACGUUCGUCGAAUGUUUUCAAUUAGGUACUUCUAUUGUCAGUGACAUCAAGUGAAGUCAUGCCAUUUUGAGUAACAAAAAUGGAUCAAAAUAAUUCAAUAAUGUCAGAUACACCAUUGUUUGAAAAACUCACCAUAAUAUUGAUUGAACUAAAUAACGAUUUUACAACCGACCUUGUCGAUAACGACCUGAAGAUUUUAAAUACCUUCAAAAAUAUUGAUUAAAUUCAAUGUUUUCUGAGGCGUUUUAUUAAUGGAGCAGUCCACCUUAAGGCUGUACAGGACUAGUGUUAUGCUAAGUCCUGUGUCACGUUUAUGCAACGGUGAUGUAAAUAGUAACUAGGAUUAUUGCAGAUUAUUGUUAGCGAAAAUCGUGGAUGAAAAAAAUUAUCAAAAACUAUUGAACUUCACUCGUUCUUACUUAUUUACUCCAAAAACUGAAACGAUUCAAUUUCUAUCAGAAUAUGAUCCAGUGUGGUCAAAAAAUUGUUUUGAAUAUACUAUUGCCAUUCCUGCCACAGUCUGGUUAUCUCCUUUGAUAUAGUGGGAAUUGAUACUUGUUAGUUUUGCAUUCAAACAAUCUAAGCCCCGGCCUCUACAGCAUUGGAACAUGAGCACUUCGAGAUCCAAUGAAUAAGAACUGUAAGAUGGAUACAACUGGGAGCAUACCUUAGCAAUAGAAGUCAUUAUUUUGAGCUGAACAAUAUGUCAAAGAUUGUUAGACUUGUUAUACAGUCGCUUUGUAAUCGAAUGGAUCUGAACUAUGAGAUGUACAACUAAGGAUAUCCUUUAGAAAUAAUAGUAAUUAUGAUGAACUGAACAAUAUUUUUAGUACGUCAAGGACUAUUCAAUUUAUUUUUAAACCAAAUUAUUGUACUUUUGCUAAAACUUCAGCCACAAGUACAUAUUGUUACAAUUGAAUGGGAUAAGCCAAAUUUAUAACAACGUACUGAUUUUAUUAUUAAGUACCAUUGAAUUUAAUUCUACAGUGCAAAUAACAGAAAAAUAUGCAAUUAACGCAUUGAUGCCAUCAAAGUUUGGUAAAUCUGUUUCAGUUUCAUAAAGUAUUAUUAAUUCCAUUACAUAAUCCAGCUCUUUGAUAUUUGUAUCAAAAUUAACUUGAUGUACAAUUUUACUUUUAGUUCUUCCAAUGCUCGUUGUAUUAACAACACAAUAAAUUUCCAUUUUAUAUCGUGACAAUAUCGAAUAAUGACGAGCAGUAAUCUGCAAUAAUCGUUCAGGAUUGGACUUUAAUAAACGCCCUUACAUAAUGCAAUCACAGCUUGUUUUCGACACAGUUUUACUAUCUGACUCACGCAUCGCAGCAAUAUCAACGAGCUUAUUGUAAUUACAACUAUAUUUUGUAAAAUUUAUCCCGUUAUCAUCGGCAUUAUGGAUUGCUGUAAACCAGUGAGAUAUUAUUACUCAAGAGUCUGUAAAUUGUACGAACUCUAAUUUUCUAUUACAUUCAUCGUAUAGAAAUACCAUUUUUGUAUGAAAUUUUAAUGUUAUGAAACUUGUAUUCGGAGGUCUAAGAUGAGAAGGCAAAAUAUUAUCUAUUUAACACUAAAAUAGGCGUCCGUUCAAAGUGCAUUGCUGUAUAUUAGAAUCGGCAAAAAAUAAUCACUUCUUGAAACCCUUAAAAUAAAAACGUCCGCCAUUUAAAAAUAUGGAUUUACGGCAGGAAUACUAAUAUCUCUCUGAAUGUGCAUUUUUGCAGUAAUUAAGUAUAUAAUAAUAAAGCAUGAUGCUUAUGUGUAAAUUUGGUUUUCUAUUCUUAAUUAUUAUUUUACCUCUUAGAAUAUUCUACAUUUUUUUACUAAGUGUAAAUAAAUAGUCGUAGCUGUCUUGCCUUAGGUGCUUAAAGUAACUAUUUUGUAUACAGUAUUAAUUUAUUAUUAUCGUUUUUCUUCUUUCUCAGCACAAUUAAGGCUUUCUUUGUAAAUACCAUCGCGCUCAUUGUUAGCUUUAGCAAUUUUCUAUUAGUCUUAACUUAGCUUUAGAAUUUAAACAUAUAAGAUCAAAUUAUAUUUAGAUUAAGUUUAUUUUAGCAUUUCUGUAUAGAGAUAUAGCUAUUCGCUAUAUAAGAUGUAAAACAAAAAGAUGUGAAAUUUACCAAAUCACAAUUUGUUGUAAUAAACUCUAAUUAACAUAAGUAAAGUAAGUGCAUUUAGCAAGUAUAUGUACU
Pararge aegeria (speckled wood butterfly) is the source of this 4484-nucleotide messenger RNA. It is a transcript of the gene Sb, whose product is annotated as serine proteinase stubble. Lineage: Eukaryota; Metazoa; Arthropoda; Insecta; Lepidoptera; Nymphalidae. The record is from RefSeq and is a predicted model, not a curated record. The coding region runs from base 149 to 1885 and encodes 578 amino acids. Gene Ontology annotation, biological process: proteolysis. The transcript has 10 exons. Gene Ontology annotation, molecular function: serine-type endopeptidase activity.